Messenger RNA from Sorghum bicolor (sorghum), 910 nucleotides. RefSeq names its product probable small nuclear ribonucleoprotein G. Gene Ontology annotation, cellular component: catalytic step 2 spliceosome; U5 snRNP; U2 snRNP. The record is from RefSeq and is a predicted model, not a curated record. Bases 220 to 465 code for a protein of 81 amino acids. The transcript has 4 exons. Gene Ontology annotation, molecular function: RNA binding. Gene Ontology annotation, biological process: mRNA splicing, via spliceosome; spliceosomal snRNP assembly. NCBI's taxonomy places the organism in Eukaryota, Viridiplantae, Streptophyta, Magnoliopsida, Poales, Poaceae.
ACGGCCCAUGACUUGUCGGCCCCACGCAUCGCGCUAGGGUUUUGAGGCGGGCAGGAGGAGGCGGCGGCGGCGGCGGCGGCGGCUUGUCCUCUUUUAAAGCUGGACUGCUCGAUUCUGCCUACCCUCCUCGGCUGCCAUCUGUGUUUGUUAGGGUUUCGUCCGUGCGGAGCUCCGAAAUCCCUCCGCCGCUCUCGCGUUCGAGGCUAGGUAGCCGCCGCCAUGAGCCGCUCGGGACAGCCUCCGGAUCUCAAGAAGUACAUGGACAAGAAGCUUCAGAUUAAGCUGAAUGCAAACCGUGUUGUUAUUGGCACACUUCGGGGAUUCGACCAGUUCAUGAAUCUGGUGGUGGACAACACUGUGGAGGUCAAUGGAAAUGACAAGACAGAUAUUGGAAUGGUGGUUAUCAGGGGAAACAGUGUUGUCAUGAUCGAGGCACUGGAGCCAGUUGCCAAGUCCCAGCAGUGAAUCAUUGUUCUUCCGCUGAUAUAGCACUAGCAGCGUGAAAACUGAUGUAAAUGAUAUCAGUGAACCCUGUUGUACUUUGACUAAUGCUUUUGCACAGCAACAUAACUUCGGAGCAAUGUCUAUCCCUUUUUCUAUGUGGUGCUUGUGGCUAUGUAAUCAUCUGCCCGUAUUGCUCGAUCUAACUCAAGCCCGUCUGCUCAUCUACAUGGUUUUUCUGAAGUACACCACAUAUCACCUUCACAACAGGCCUGGCUACCAGUGGUGGCACCUGGCUCAACGGUGACUACAUUUACAGCCUUCUCGGCGCUCAUACUGGCAAUGAGUAAUUUCUUCUAGUGUUUUACAUUGCCCGUUGCCUUGUGAGGCACAUGUAUUUUGUGAUCCAUCAUCCAUAGUGGUGCAUCUGGUCUGCCCUUGUUAAUUGAAUCAGAAUAAGGUUCUUCUA